Messenger RNA from Lottia gigantea (owl limpet), 3125 nucleotides. RefSeq lists its product as hypothetical. The record is from RefSeq and is a predicted model, not a curated record. Lineage: Eukaryota; Metazoa; Mollusca; Gastropoda; Lottiidae. Bases 109 to 1257 code for a protein of 382 amino acids. Gene Ontology annotation, biological process: regulation of transcription by RNA polymerase II. The transcript has 7 exons. Gene Ontology annotation, cellular component: nucleus. Gene Ontology annotation, molecular function: RNA polymerase II cis-regulatory region sequence-specific DNA binding; nuclear receptor activity.
AACAGACGUGGAAAGUAAAUUAAGGUACUCUUGUCUCUAUCAGGGUCUUAGUUCAGCUUUUAAAGUUUUCCAGUAUAAAGCUGUACUCAACACAAAAUAAAAUUCAAAAUGUCUGAAAUCCAAGUUAUCUUACAAUCUAAUGGCGCCUUCAAGUCCGAUUUGAUGGAAGAGUUCCUUUGUAACAAAAUGAACGAGUCGACAAUGAUGUCGAGCGUUGAUAGUCAAGGGAAUCUCAUGGCAUCACCCUCGACCUUUGCACCAGCAACAGGAUCCCACAUUGCUGACAAUCAACGAAUGAUCGACAACCAGACGCGUCAGCUCGUCGACAACGGCCAAUACGACAAUCAGUCCAACGUCACUACGACUACAACGUCCGACAACAAAAACAGAAACGGUAACGGCAAUCAACAGGCUGCCUGCGUCCAAGAUCCUAAUGCUAAUACAGAUGCGGAUCCAGAACUUCUAGAAGUCCAGAAACCAGUUUCUGCAGUCAGAGCUAAACUGAUCACUGAAGCUUCCGAAGCUAUAGUUGCAGCACAUAUGGGUACCACCAUCAACACGUAUGAGAAUAUCGCAGAGGCCGAGAAGAAGAUUGAUGAAAACAUGGCCUCUGGAAAUAUGCCUGAUAUGUCGAAAAUGGCACAAAAUUCAGGAGCAGUUUGGCAGAAAUUUGUUGCUCAAAUGGUUCCUGAAAUUACCAAAGCUGUCAAAUUCAUUAACAGACUUCCAGGGUUCCAAGCCAUCCCUAAAGAAGAUCAAAUGAAUUUGAUUAAACAAGGAUCGUUUGAAGUUCUGUUAACUAGAUUCUGUAUGCUGAUCAAUGUGGAAACGGGUGACAUGAUAGAUCCCUCACUUAAAGUCAAAUUUCCAAGAAAAGCAUUAUCCUCGAUGCCAAUGGGACAAUUAUUGUUAGAGUUUUACAAGGUUGCUGAAAAAUUCAACCCCUUAAAUCUGACUGACGGUGAAAAUGGUCUCUUCUCCUCUAUUCUAGUCAUGUGUCCAGAACGUGAAGGUCUUCAGAAGAAAUCAGAUGUAGAAAAAAUUCAAAAUUUAUUCAAACAAACUUUAUAUUUAAAAUUAAAAGAAAAUCAUUCUGAUGCUGAUUCUAUCUUCACUAAAUUAAUGUCCACAAUCCCGGUGUUCGCCGAAAUCAAUGCCAAGCACACAGCCGCUUUAGCCAAAAUGAAACAAGCUGCCCCAUCCGAGUUCGACCAAACAUUCCAGCCCUUACACAAGGAAAUGUUCAACAAUAACUGAACUGGUGCAGGAAUCUCAUUGGGUUCGAAUCUCUUGAAUAUCAGCCAAUGAAAAGACAUUAUAGUGUUGAUAUAGUUCAGGGUCAAGAAUUCAAAUUCAAAUCUGGAAUUUGAUUGGUCGAAAGAAAUUGAUUGAUUUCAUUGGUCGAUUGCAAUCAAUUCAUUCAUUGGAUGGGUUGAAAUUCCUUAAACCUGGAGGCCAAUGAUUGGCUGGAAGAGAAAAAGCUGAACCAAUCAAAAUACGACUUCAAAAGAUUUGAAUUUAAAUUUUAGAAUCCUUAAGUUAUUUAUUAAAAAAUUUGGACCAUAACACAACAUAAGUGCAAUCUUAAUUUCAUUAUCAUUUUUAGGCGUUAUCACUCAUUUAAACUUAUCAUCUUUUACAAAUAGUCUCAAAAAUAUGAAAAAAUAUGAAAAAAUAUGAAAAAAAAAAACCACUCAAAAGUACUUGAAUAAGUCAAAACGAAUUUGUUAAACUUUUUGUAGUUUCAUACAUAAUUGUUAGAUGUCAAAAUUGGUGUUCGAAUUUUUUUAUACUCAAAUAUAUAACGUGUUUGGUUUGAAUUUGAAUUUAAAUGGAUGUGCUCCUUUAAUUAUGUAUUUCGAAAAUGUCCAUUGCAAACAGCAAUGGUAUUGAAAUAAUGUAAUUAAAGGUCCUCUUCCGUUUUUAUUAUUAAAGUUUAAAUAUUGUGAAUUUGAAACUGUAAAAUUUGUGAUAUUGUGAAGACAUAUAUACAAUUGUUGUUAUUUUGAGAAUUUUGUUCUUUGAAUAUUGGCCAGCUCGAACAAAUUAACACAACCACGACCUUAAAAUGGCGAAAUUAUGUUUUUUUUUUUAAAAAAAUCAUUAAUUUUGUUGGAUAUAUAUCAUGUGAUCAUUGUAUAUAGAAAUAAGUUAUAAAGUUAAAGCCCACUUGUUCAUUAUAACCUCAUCUUUAUUAUGGUCUUGUUGUCAGAAACAUCAUAACUUAACACCAUUUCAAAUAAUUUUUGACACAUUUCAUUGGCUCAAAUAUUAUUUGAAAAAAAAGUCAUAUAAUGUGAUUGGCUGGAAUAUUAUUUGAAAAAAUUCACGUAAUCUGAUUCGCUGAUCUAUUGCUAGUCGAUAUUUGAAAAUGUUUCAUGUAACCUUAUUGACUGAAAUUUAAUUUGAAAAAAAAUCUGAGGCGAUAUUUCUCCAAAUGGGCACUUAUCUGAUGACGAUAUAUGAGAAAAUUCGAUUGGAUGAAUACUUUUGUAUUGACCAAUCAGAUGCCUUAAAAUUACCCAGUUACAAUAAUUUAAUUUAUGGUGUUUCUGACGUACAAGUUUAGAAAUUUGAAACCGGUUACUUUACACUAUUCUCUAGUAUUUAGGGUCCAAUUCGUCAAGCAAUCGCACAAAAUAUACCUUUCUUUUUUCAGCUUCAGGAAAAAAUUGUUAAUAAUUGUACAUUUUUUGACUAACUUAUCCAAAUUUAAAUUCCUUCCCCAUGUUCAUUUUAGAAUCUCAAUUGUUUAGAAAAAAAAUAAUGUAAAGCUUAGGUUUAUAAAAUAUUGGUUCAAAUUUACAACAUAAUUUGGUUUUUAUAUACCGUGGCGUGAUGUUUUUGACUGUUAUUAGUUUGGCAAAUAUUGUAACGUGAUGUUGCAUGUGACGCCGUGAUUGUGACAACGUGACGCCGUGAUUGUGACAAUGUGACGCCGUGAUUGUGACAAUGUGACGUCGUGAUUGUGACAAUGUGACGUCGUGAUUGUGACAAUGUGACGUCGUGAUUGUGACAACGUGACGACGUGACGGAUAGUGUGACGAUAUUGUCAGUAGUUUUUAUCUGGUUUAUUAUUGUCUAUUUUUAUAUAAUCUGUUACAAAUAAAUGUUUAGAAAAUUUC